Hansenula ciferrii is the source of this 1989-nucleotide messenger RNA. It is a transcript of the gene HSF1, whose product is annotated as stress-responsive transcription factor HSF1. Gene Ontology annotation, molecular function: sequence-specific DNA binding; DNA-binding transcription factor activity. The record is from RefSeq and is a predicted model, not a curated record. Bases 1 to 1989 code for a protein of 662 amino acids. NCBI's taxonomy places the organism in Eukaryota, Fungi, Ascomycota, Saccharomycetes, Phaffomycetales, Wickerhamomycetaceae. The transcript has a single exon. Gene Ontology annotation, biological process: regulation of DNA-templated transcription.
AUGUCCAACGCUGAUGACCUCGCUGCUGGGAACGGCUUUCUUUUCCACAAUGACGUUGGUGCUGACGACGAUUUGCUAAACAUUGGAAAUAUUGGAUCUUUAAUUCCUCCUCAAGCUUUAGAACCUCAACAAGAUCAUCAUAUUACUCAACUUCCAGAAGAUCAUAGUACUGGCUCAUCUAUGGACGAUGGGAUCCCUAUUGCUGCUGCUAGCGUGGAACAAUUACCUGAUGAUGAAACAAAUAAUAAUCAACUGGCUCCAUAUAGUAAUAAUCACAAAGAGAAUACCUCUACUACAAAGAAGAAAAAUCAAGAUCCAAAUUAUUUAGCUUUAUCAACAAAAAACAAUAAUAAAUCCACUUCAAAAAAAUCAAAAUCAACAAAGAGUAAACCUGCUUUUGUUUUGAAAAUUUGGUCAAUGGUUAAUGAUGAAACAAAUAAUGAUUUAAUUAAAUGGUAUCAAGAUGGUAAUUCAUUUAUUGUUACAAAUAGAGAAUCUUUUGUUCAACAAAUUUUACCAAAAUAUUUUAAACAUUCGAAUUUUGCAAGUUUUGUACGUCAAUUAAAUAUGUAUGGUUGGCAUAAAGUUCAAGAUGCUUCAUCUGGUUCUUUACAUAGUGAUGAAAAAUGGCAAUUUGAAAAUAAAAAUUUUAUAAGAGGCAAACCUGAAUUAUUAGAUAAAAUUGUUAGAAAUAAACCAAAUGAAGAUUUAAAUAAUGGGAAUGGUUCAAUGGGGAAUAAUUCAAAUGAUUCAAAUUUACAAUUUGAUGUUAAUUUAUUAAUUCAUGAAUUAAAUCAAUUAAAAUCUAAUCAACAAAAAAUUACUCAAGAAUUAUCAAGAGUUAGAUCUGAUAAUGAAUUAUUAUGGCAAGAAUUAUUCAGUUCAAGAGAGAAAAAUCUUGUUCAAAAUGAUAAAAUUGAAAAAAUUUUACAAUUUUUAGCUUCAGUUUAUGGAAAUAAAUUACCAACAAUUGAACAUAAUUUAGGUCUGAGUGCUCAUAAUGCUUAUUUACAAAAUAAUCCAACUACAUCAACUUUUUAUAAUCCUUAUCAAACAAAUCCAAAUACUCCACAACCAUCAUCUUCAUCAACAUCAACAACAAAUAAUGGGGUUGUUGAUUAUAAUUCAAAUAAUUCAAAUCCAAAUACAAUGAAUAAACCACCAACAAGAACAAGAUUAAUGAUUUCUCAACAUCGUCAUGUUUCAAAUUCAAAUUCAAAUACUCCAAACUCUGAGGAUUCGCCAAUUCAAGAAAUUGCUCGUACACCAAAUAAUUUUCAACAACAACAACCAUUUACACCAAAUUAUUCAAUUGGUACACCACAAGGUUUUAAUAAUAAUAGUCCAUAUAAUAAUCAAUAUCUGCCAUCAGAUGAUUUCCAAAAUUCAAAUCCAAGUAUAAAUCAACAAUUAAAUCAUGCUCAACAACAAUUACAUCAAGCUCAACAACAACAAGCUCAAUUACGUGCUCAACAACAACAAGUUCAACAGCAACAGCAGCAACAGCAACAAGUUUUCAAUCAACAACAACAAGGACAACAAAUGCAAGGACAAGGCCCAUCAUCUGAUAGACCAAAUGUUACAACUCAUCAACCAAGUUUUGAUGAUUUAUCAAGAACUAUUGAAGAACAAGGUCAAUCAAUUAAUGAUAUUAUAUCAAGAAUUCAACAAGGUCAACCAAAUAAUCAAGAACAAAGUAGUAAUAAUAAUAAUAAUAAUACACAACAAAUUGGGAAUGGUAUAGAACAAUAUGAAACUUCAUCAACUUCAUCAUCAAAUAAUAAUCCAAAUACAUUUGAUUUAGAUGAUUUUUUAAAUCAAGAAGUUUAUUUACCACAAGAAGAUCCAACAACAACCAUUGGAGGAACUGGUGGAUCAAAAUUAGGUAAAGUUCAUGAAAUUUAUGAUGCUAAUGAUGAUGAUGAUGAUGAUGAAGAUAUUGAAGAAAUUAUUAAUCCAAGUAAAAAAAGAAAAAAUUAUAAAAGAUGA